AUGAGCUUCACUCGGUCCGUGUUGAGAGUCGCCCUGCCCCUAUUCGCGGUCUUCCUGGGGAUUCUCUUCUACAACCUCGGGUCCUGGUCGUUUCCAGCCAUUGAAUCAAUCACCUCAUCCACAAGCGCUCACGCAGCUCCGAUCUCUCCCCAUGUGGGCAGUUGGAGUACAUGGUUCCAUCCAUCUCAAUUCAGGCUGGGGACACCCCCCGAGCUGAAGGAGUGGAAUCUCCGUCAUUUGGGAGGGAAUGGGCCGUGGAUUGAGAAUGAUGGAGAUCGGGAGGCGUUGAGUCUUGCGCCUCCUGAGGGAUACUCGAUUGACCAAGUGCAUUUGAUGGCUCGCCAUGCAGAACGAUAUCCCACCAAAUCUGCGGGAAACCGUCACCUCAAGUUCCUGGAGCGAGUCAGAGAUGCAGGGCUGUCCCUGAAUGGCUCGCUAGCAUUCCUGAAUAACUGGACCUAUUUCACCGACAACCCUGCGAGGGAUUUCGGGCAGUUGACCAACACCGGUCCCUACGCAGGCACGCUGGGAGCCUUCACGACGGGUGUCCGCUUUCGCACGCGGUAUGGCCAGCUAAUCCCCCCCGAUUCCACCACGCGACUGUGGGCCAGUGACUCGGGACGGGUGAUUGACACGGCCCGCUACUUCGCCUCGGGACUCUUUGGGCUCGACUGGGAAAGAAGCAAAAAGGCAGAGCUGCAGAUCAUCCCAGAGACCGCGGAGCAGGGGGCCGACACCCUCACGCCGGGUGAUACGUGCCACAAGUAUCUCGAGGAUACCGAGCAUGGCCAUGACUACGGCGUCAAUAUGCUGGCACGCUUCCAGGAAGCGUAUAUCCCCGCGAUUGCGGAGCGACUCACCCACCAAGAAGGGAAUGCUGGUCUGGGCCGGCUUACGAACCUGGAGGUGUUUAGCAUGCAGGAGAUGUGUGGGUUUGAGACCAUGGUGCGAGGCUCGAGUCCAUGGUGUGACGUGUUUACCGAAUAUGACUGGCAUCAUUUCGAGUAUGCUCGAGACCUGAUCCACUAUUACCGUGCUGGGCCUGGCAACCCAUACGCGGGCGCCAUGGGAUGGCUCUGGCUGAAUGCCACAACCGCAUUGUUGCGCUCUGGCCCAAAAGCCGGGGCUUUCUUUUUGAGCUUUGUCCACGAUGGGGAUAUCGCCCCAUUUCUCACGGCUCUGGGGCUCUUGUCUGACCUGGACAAUCAUCUCCCAACAACACAUGUGGCGACAGAUCGAGUGUGGCGAACCUCACCCGUUCUCCCCAUGGGCGCAAGGGUCACGCUCGAAAGACUCACUUGCUCGACAAGUGGCGAAGUGUACCUCCGGGUCAAUAUCAAUGACAGGGUCAUGCCGCUUUCAAACUGCCAGUCGGGCCCUGGCAAAUCUUGUCCGCUUGGUGAAUUCGAGGAGUAUGUGCGCCGCCGACAUCAAGAGGUGGGUGAGUUUGGCAAGUAUGUGAUAAUCUCACGUGACCCGUAUCCCGGCGAACGGGUGUUUACCAAAAGUUUUGGAGCCCUCGCCUUCUUCCCUCACUCCACCACCCUCGGCCCUCGUGGUAUAUCAUCGGUCUUUCGUACCGUUUAUUUUGCAACCGCUGCUUUCCUUUUGUUUCUGGUGAUCAUUUCGCGUGAAUCUCGCAAUCCUCGACGACCACCCGAGGAAACAGGGCCCUUUGGCAAGAGGAGGAAUGCACGAUACGACAACGCUCGAUCACGGACACGGACAGGCACACCAGCGAAACGCGAAAACCCCAAUGUGGCCGAAUUUGGGCGGCUGUUUUCCCAGCAGCAGGAAGAGGAGAAGGUACACGGACUACCCAAGUCAUCGUCGUCAUCGAGUCUGGACAACCCCCGGAAGCAAACCGAGAAGGUCGCGACCGAGUGCAUGCUCUACGGAUACAAGGCGAAGGAUUUCGAGUGGAAGGUCAUCGACAAGUACGAGCGCAUCUCGCAAGGCUUGAUCUGCGAGGACUAUCCGCGCAGCGACCCCAACUCGGCUACACAGUACGCACAGCUGCUGAGCGGCGGCGAUGUGGUCAUCCGCGCGAAUUUGUCGGCCGACGCCAACCGCAAAUCGAAGCGCUACGACGGCGGGUUCCACUGGAUCAAAGUCACUUUUGACUCGACCUCGUCUGCCGACCGCGCCUGCUUCUACUCGCCGCAGGAGAUCGACGGGCACAUGGUUUACUGCGAACUCUACCAUGGCCACGGCCCGGCGGAGGAUACGCCCAUCCCGGCUGACUCGGCGGCACCCAACAAGAUUCGCACGAAGACGUCGCGCACAUUGACCACCUCCCACUCCACCGCAUUUCUCUCCAGCAAGGACCAGGACCGGUUGACACUGCCGCGGUCCUUUGCCAUGAAUAACCUGUCAAGCGUCGCCGAUGUUCCCGAGACAGAAGAGGAUCUUUCGAUGGAUUCAUCCACGACCACUGCCACCUCGGCAACCGCCACAGCAACCGGCGUAUCGAGCAGCCUCGACCGCUCGUCCUCCCUCCAUCCACGCAGUGUCCCGACCGCCGAGCCCAAGCCCGAGUCCGAGUUCAUGACGCACAUCCCCACGGUCCGCCGCACUAAGCUUCGCCCCUUGGCCGAAGCGCUUCCCCCGCAGCCCACCCUCACCGAGCGCGUCCUUCGCUCGAUCCCCAUCCUCAGCUGGUUCACCGGCGACAUCGUCGGCGACGGCCCGCAACUGCGCGAGGAUGGUUCCUUCGACUACGACAAGUCAAAUACAUACUGGAGGUUCUGGUAUAUGGUGGACAAGGUCCUGGGCACGGAUAUAUGCGGACUGAACGAGGAGUCUUGA
Messenger RNA from Penicillium alfredii, 2808 nucleotides. RefSeq lists its product as uncharacterized. NCBI's taxonomy places the organism in Eukaryota, Fungi, Ascomycota, Eurotiomycetes, Eurotiales, Aspergillaceae. The record is from RefSeq and is a predicted model, not a curated record. The transcript has 6 exons. Bases 1 to 2808 code for a protein of 935 amino acids. Gene Ontology annotation, molecular function: acid phosphatase activity. Gene Ontology annotation, cellular component: fungal-type cell wall.